Messenger RNA from Mya arenaria, 3282 nucleotides. RefSeq lists its product as uncharacterized. The record is from RefSeq and is a predicted model, not a curated record. The transcript is spliced from 5 exons. Bases 93 to 692 code for a protein of 199 amino acids. Lineage: Eukaryota; Metazoa; Mollusca; Bivalvia; Myida; Myidae.
UAGCAGCAAGAAAAGUGAAGUUCACUUUCACGAACGUUACACAACAACAAAUAUUAUCAGCGUGGCGUAGUUAUAUCUGUUUUAAGAAAAAAAUGACUGCAGAAGGAAACAGCUAUGAAACUAAAGUUGCACUGGUUGAGAGUAACAGUCGGCCCACUGGUCACCAGCUAGUGAACACUUACAUGACGAACAGAAAUGCUGACCCAAUGGACCUUGUGGAGCUGGCUAGACAAGUUCAGACGGCAGAUGAAUUCACAAAGGCGACAUGUGGCAGUAAACUGAUGGUGAUUGCUGAUCAGAUCCGAUAUCUCCAAGAACAGGCCAAGAAGGUUUUGGAAGAAGCGAAGCGAGAUGCGAUGAUGCACCAUGCUGCUUGUAACCUCGUGAAGAAGCCGGGCCAGAUCUAUUACCUUUACGAGCGUGAAUCAGGACAGAAGUACUUCUCCAUUCUAUCUCCACAGGAAUGGGGAGCUAGCUGUCCACACGAGUUUAUCGGAGCUUUCAAACUGGAACACGACAUGAGUUGGACGCCAUACGAUAAAAUUGAGCAGAGAUCGCAAGACUUUGCUUUCAUCAACAAGGUUAUGAACGCACAACAUGCUCUUGUAGACGCGGAGGCACCAAAUUUCAAGGGAUUGACAUUGGAAUCCAGAAACAGCUCUUCUGUAAAGUUGACUGACCUGCCAAGUUAAAAGGCUUUCCGUAUGAUGUGUUUCAAAUGUUGGAAGGUGGUGUUUGUAGAAAAUUUCUGUGAUGUAAAAUAUUUAACUUUUGUCUAAAUUUCCGAAGAUUUUGCAUUGAAUUUCUGAAUUUCAUAACGUACCAUGUUGUGAUAGAAAAUAUGGAUUUUCUUAAUGCUUUAUCUAUUGCUUAGAAAUGUUCAUUUUACAUUUAUUUGUACAUGUAUAUAUCUUUUAAUUUGUCUUUUAAAAAAUCAAUUUACUUUUCCCUUUAGUUGCUUAAUAAUGAAAUUGGACAGAGAAAUCAACUUGUUUUAUCAUUUUAAAUUUAACAAACUGUGAUUUAUCAUAUUUAAAUUGAUUCUUUAUUAAAAUUCAUGUUAUUUUGCAAUGUAUUUUUUUUUCAAACAUACUUGAUGAUAAACUUGAGUUUAUCAUUAAUAUAAUGAAAAUCUUGCUAGUUUCUGUGAAACUUUUAAAGGGGUGAAUUGUUAUGGACAUGUAUUAUGUAGGCUUUAUAUAGCUAGUUGUUAAAAAGUGUAAAUGUCUUAAUGUGCAACUAUAAGCAAGAUGGGGGUCAUUCUAUCAACAAGCAUUUUGAUGGCCUCACUUCCAAAUGUCCAAGGUACAAAACUCCAUGUUUUCCGAAGAAAAGUUUUUAGUAUUUAAUCUUGGUAAUUUGAUCACACAUUUUUUUUUUACAAAAUGCUGAAGUUACUUUUUUUUUGUUACAAUUUCUGAAGGUUCGGCAUUUUUGCUUCUCUGUGAGAUGUCCAAUCACUGCUUGACACUUUGAUCACGUGAUACAACACCAUUUUCUCAUUGGACUAUUUACUCGGCAUUUUGCAGUUAGAUGUUGCUCACCUUUAUGAUUUUAGUGAUGUAAAAUUUCUGAAAAAGAAUAAAAUGCAGCUUCAGCAUUUUGAUGUGAGGCCAUCGAUAUAGUACAAUCAAUUUUGUUUUAUUCUUAUUAGUUUUAGCACAUUAUAUUUAAAAAAAACAUUUGGUUGGAUAAGAAGUUUCACUAUUUUUUUUUCAAUUAGUGAAUUAACAUUUUAAUUUGAUUUUUGGCUCUUGUCAAGUAAUUGUUCAAAUGACAAAUGUUCGAUUAUUUGUAUGUAAACUCGUUGAUAAGAUGAAGUCAAUAUGUACAGUGUUUCUAUUAUGACUUAAAUGUGGUUUUAGUGUUUCAAUUAUGAAUGAAAAAAUGUUUUUAUGUUUUACGGCUAAAUUAUCAUUAUUUGUGUACAAAAUAUGUGGAAUUGAAAUGAUUUAUAAUGUAACAUAUUAAAAUACUGUCAAUGUUUUUUUUGUUAAAUUAAUUUUAAGCUCUAAUAAAAAAGUCAAGGUAUUGUUAAGGCAUUGUUGUCAUUGCAGCACAAAAACUUUUAAUCUCUGCCAUUACUCAAAAAACAAUCAAUAUAUUCCAAUAGAACUUGGUACAUAUGUUGCCAGAGACAAUGCACAUCUGUAUAGCAAGGCCCAUAACUCUGACUUUAAUAUUUGUUGAGUGACGCCUUAUAUUUGACUGAAUAAACGACAACAGAUGGGUAUUGACAUUCACUCCACUGCGCACUUGUUAUAUAUAUGCAAAUAACCAAUUGUGUUUGCCCAUGUGCAUCUUGAUUCUUGUUUAGUACAUGUAAGUUGCAAUGUACAUGUUUAAAUGCCUGGCCCCAAUAUUACGAUAUUAUUUAGUAAAUUUUCAGUACCAAUCUCAUAUCAAUUUAUCAUAUAUAAUUGUGUACCAUUAUGUUUCACACUUUUUAGAAGUGCAUUCAUUUAUAGAAAUUGUUGAUUUAAACCAUAGUCAAGCUUCAAAAGAAAAAAUAUUCUACAGUAAAAAAUGUAAUUGAGUAGAACUGAUUGUUUUAGUCACAAAACAUAUUUUUUGCUCUAGAAUUAGUUUUCUUUGAAAUAUUAACAUAUUUUGUUAGAAAGUAUGUUUUAAAAAGAGUGAUACAUUCACAAUUUUAUAUAAAACUUUGCCUCUUUUAUGUGAUAAAAUGAGUUGAGAUUGAGAUUUGACUCGAGUAUUUUCUAUAAUAUUGAGACAAGUACCCUGAAACCUUCUGUAAGAGUUUGUGAUAGUAUGAUGGUGUGGAGAUUUGAAAUUGUCUGUUGGGGAUUGUUUAUUGUUUCAAUGCUAAUUUUAAUCCUUGCAAAAAUAAAUUAAUGGCAGAAAAUGUCACUGAAAUAAAGCAAUUUACUACCGUUAUAGACAGCACCUGUAAAAGAUAGAAUUGUUUAUUUUCUCCAGAAAAUGUAUUAGUUGGUCUCAAAAGAAUAAGGUACACCAUCGGACAGCACCAGGAAGAGAUAGAAUUGUUUAUUUUCUCCAGUAAAUGGAUAAGCUGGUCUCAAAAGAAUAAAGUACACCAUCAGACAGCACCUGUAAGAGAUAGAAUUGUUUAUUUUCUCCAGAAAAUGUAUUACCUAAUCUCAAAAAAUAUAGUACACCCUCCUUUAAGUAUUUAUCUAUGUGUAGAAUAUUUGUGUUUAGCAUUAUAUACAUGUAAGCUGUUUCAUUUAAUUUUCUUUUACCUUCAUUUACAUGUUUGUUUGCAUAUAUAAAUCAGGGAAUAUUAAACAAUAUAUAAUA